AUGAUACCGAAAACAGCAUCCCGCUCCCCCUCCAUUGCCUCUUCUCUAGCCGACUUUCUCAACACCCAUUCAGACCUGCAUCUCGGCGGCGAAGGGGACUUCCACCAGGAGCGUAGACACCAUUUAGAAGUCCUUGGAUUCCAUGCUUUGCCAGAUGACAUGAAGGCGCCGAUUGGACAGGUGGAGUAUACGGCCGUGAAAGGGCCGCAUGGGACGAUUCCAAUUCGCUUGUUCCACCCAAAAGCCAAAGCUUCCAUAGACGGGGGCCAAGCAGCCGCGCUGGUGUAUAUGCAUGGAGGAGGCUACACAGUUGGCUCGGUAGAUGAGUUUGAGAAUGGAUUGAGGUUGGUUGCUGAAGCGGCGGGUGUGAAGGCAUGUCAAUUCAAUCGAUAUGUACACUAUAAGGAAGAAAAAAAAGAACUAACAGACAGCCAGACCAUCGGCGUUGACUACCGCCUCGCCCCUGAACAUCACUUCCCAACACAACUAGACGAAUACUCAGCCGUAAUCGACUGGGCGCAGGGUCCCGAGGGUCAACGCCGCGGAAUCAACCCCGAUCUCGUCUACGGAGGCGGCGAUUCCGCCGGGGGCAACAUGACCGCCGCACUCGCUCUGCGCCGUCAGGACCAAGGACUCAAGAACAUGGCUGGCCAGAUCCUUUUGUAUCCCGAGGCCAGGAUACCAUUCGACACGCCGGCGGCCGAGGAGAACAACACCGGCGGGAGUCUGUAUCUGGUAUGCAAUGGGAUUUUUAGCUUUGCGGAUCAUUAUCUGCCCAAAUCGCCGCGCGACAAAACAUACCCGCCGAGUCACCGGUAUGUGAGUCCCGGUAUGCAAAAAGUGGAGGACUUGCAGAAAGAUCUCCCUCCUGUCGCGCUCUUUACGUGCGGAUGGGACCCGCUGCGAGAUGUCGGGGUUGAGUACGGGAGCAAGCUACAGGAGGCAGGCGUGCGUGUUAAGUGGCACCAUUAUGAGGAUUUGACGCAUGGCUUCUUGCAGUUUGCGCCGUGGUCCAGAGAGUGCAUGGAGGCUACGAUGGAUGUGGCGAGGGAGUUGAAGAGGUUGGCUUAUGGUUCGCGGUUUCAAUAG
Messenger RNA from Talaromyces atroroseus, 1089 nucleotides. RefSeq lists its product as hypothetical. The record is from RefSeq and is a predicted model, not a curated record. The transcript has a single exon. NCBI's taxonomy places the organism in Eukaryota, Fungi, Ascomycota, Eurotiomycetes, Eurotiales, Trichocomaceae. Gene Ontology annotation, molecular function: hydrolase activity. Bases 1 to 1089 code for a protein of 362 amino acids.